AUGGAUAAAUUAUUAGCCAGUUAAAGAAUAAAUAACUCCUUUGGGUGUAAAGCUAUGUAUUAAACAACAAAUAAUGAUUAUGGAUAGCCAUUUUUAUAAGAUAAUAAAACUGUGCCAACUUACAAUGAGCUUGUUGAGGCUUAAACUGAAGUUACAAGAGCUGAGAAACAAUUAAAAAAUAAAACAGUAGCAACUAAGUUUAGUGAUUUAAAGGUAGAAGAUGAGGAUGAAAUAAUGAAAGAAAAGCGUAAGUUUGAUAGAAAUGUUAUUGUCCCUAAAAAGUUCCCAUUGAAAGAAGAUUCUUAUAAAGCACCUGAACCAGGUUUAAAAAUUGGUAAUCCUCUUUACAUGACUGCCAAUAGAGAAUAUGGUAUGUUAAAACCUACAGCUUUCGAAAUUCCAAAUAGAUUUUACCCUAAAGACAAUACUUAUUCAAAAAGUUUCCCUGGAAUGCAUAAAUUCGAUGGUCUAAAUACAAAUAUAACUUUUUCAAAAGUUCAUAGAGCUUUAGAUGAAUAUUGA
This is a messenger RNA of Tetrahymena thermophila SB210, 522 nucleotides long. RefSeq lists its product as hypothetical. Gene Ontology annotation, biological process: axoneme assembly. The transcript has a single exon. Gene Ontology annotation, cellular component: axonemal microtubule. The record is from RefSeq and is a predicted model, not a curated record. Lineage: Eukaryota; Ciliophora; Oligohymenophorea; Hymenostomatida; Tetrahymenidae.